AUGCGUAUCUCUGUGCAGCGUUUGAUAUGUCACUUGCGAUCCCGGACUUCGGAACGGGGCCCUCCAGCGGUUCUACCCGAUCUAGAACAGGCCCAACGGGCAGUGUUUGAAAGACAGGAGGCCGACGAUCUGCUAUUUGAUACUCUGCUGUUUGACACUCCAUAUACGUUGGAAGAUCCAGAAGACCAGGAGAUUGGAGAAGUUCAGGAGAAACCCACCAGUGAAUGUCCGGCAGUGACCUACUGCCAGGACGGAGAGUUAUCAUUCCAUGCUUACGACCGAGGAAAUUGGAGCAGGACAGACACCGUGCGCAAGAAUGCGCGCUUCUGUGAUAGUGCGCUACGGAAGGUAGCCGUCGCCGAGUGCGUUCGCAAGGCGAUCAACUUUAUGCGUUUCGGGAGGGACCUAAGCGUGGCGCGGCAUCUUUCCGGCGUCCACAAUGGUCUUGCAUCUCAUACAGACGCCAGUUGGCGAUCCUCCGACUGUGCUGGUCGUACGACCGCGGUCUUUCGACCAUAUAGGUUGGGAGCGCUAGGCCGCGUGUUCCUGGUCCUCCAUCACCAUGCGUACGCACCCAGUCUUACUGCCUGGGUCAUCAGCAUCUGA
Messenger RNA from Aspergillus novofumigatus IBT 16806, 606 nucleotides. RefSeq lists its product as uncharacterized. The record is from RefSeq and is a predicted model, not a curated record. Lineage: Eukaryota; Fungi; Ascomycota; Eurotiomycetes; Eurotiales; Aspergillaceae. The coding region runs from base 1 to 606 and encodes 201 amino acids. The transcript is spliced from 3 exons.